UCAUUUAACUUCGGUUAGUUUCGUCCGUCUUAGAGCGGUUAACGGUUUUAAACGCCAACGCCAAUUACAACCACAGACGAUCUUUUUGGAGCUUCUAAGUUUGCGCGAGCGCUUUAGCUAAAAUGUACCAACGGCUAUUUCCAGAGCUCACUUCAACGUAAUAAAGAGGAUUCAUAGCUGCAGUUUAAUGAUGCCGUUUCUGACUCUGACGUCUCAGCCAGCACUGAGAACUUAUCUGACACCAAACAGGUCAGUGAGGAAAAACCCACAAAACUCAUCGAACUCUCCUCCUGGUUUAUCCUCAAGCUUUUAUUCUGACGUCUCAUCAGGAGAAAGGUGGAGGUCUGUUCAGUUGACUCCUCAAAAGGACACCCAAAGGAGAAAAGACUGAGGCUCCAGACAGAGAGGUUCAGAGGGAGCUGUCAGCCAGCUGUAAAGACCUGGAUCUCAACGCCUUCAGUCCCCUCAUAUCAAAACGUUGACGCACUUUCAGGGUCGUAUUUUGUAGGAGAAAAACAUUUUCAGAAACAUGUUUAGGAAAACGCAGAAGCCAGCAGCAGAAGAUUAAUGCAGAUACAGAGGACAUGGACACUGAAAGACGAUUGUCCGCCAGCAGUGAGAACCUGACCGACCCGACCGGCCCAAAGGAGAAAAAAGGAGGCCUGGCUGGAAUAUUCAAAAGAUCUUCAAGCUUUGGCAACCUGCUAGACGAGGACAAAAAUAUUUUCAGCGGCAUGUUCAAGAGAAGUGCGAAGCCUGCAGAGGAGGGGUCAAACGCGACCGGCGAAAACACAACGUUGUUUGGCAGCACUGAAGAUCUGCUGGAGGCAAACCCAGCAAAAGAGAAAACUGGAGGAUUUACAGGGUUCUUUAAAAAGUCGCCCAAACCGUCUCCACGCUCUGUUGCUACUGAGGAUCCGCUGACGAAGCAGCUGUCGUCCAGCUGGGACAGCCUCACUGAGGCCGGGAACGACAACAGCUCCUCUCGACAAGAACUGUCAGCCAGUACAGAUAAUCUCUGUGACACCUCCAGUACCACCAAGGAAGGUGAAGACGCGACGCCACCUGCUGGACGCAGACUGAGUCGCAAGAGAACCAUAAAGAAGAAACGAAGAGUUGUGUCUUUCCGAGUCAAGAAAACUCUUCCCAGAAUGUUCAAAGAGAAAUCCAGUGAAAUGCCUGUGAUUGAGGAGAGUGUUGAGAUGGAGAACCUGAACACUCCACAGGAGAGCACGGUGGUGGUGGAGCCGGUGGAGAUGGCAGCAUAUCCCACUGAAGAGAGCGUGACCCAGAUGGAGCAGGAGAACAACGAGCUGAUGGAGUGGUGGAACUCGGUGAAAGGUUGGACCGAGUGGAACGAGACCUCAAAUUUCCAGGAGGAAGAUGAACAAAUUGCGAUGCAGCAGGCAGCCGAUCGAGUCUACAUGGCAGCCCGUGUUUUCGUUCACUUUUUCAACCAGCGGGGGGCGUCCUUGCAGCACCGCAUCCUGGAGCUGCUGUCGAUGGCCGACGCCGCAGACGAGUUCCACAGGAAGACGGUGUCGGCCGCCGUGGGAGGGGGCGUGGCCAGCGUGGCGGGCAGCGUGGCGACCAUCACCGGCCUCAUUCUGGCUCCGUUCACCUUCGGAACGUCGAUCAUCGUCACGGCGGUGGGGAUCGGCGUGGCGACGGCCGGCAGCAUCACGUCGGCGACGGCCAACAUCACCGACACCGUGCACUCCAACAUGGACCGCAAGAAGGUGGAGAAGAUGAUCCAGGGCUACCAGGAGGAGAUCCAGGACAUCAGGAAGUGUCUGGAGUUCGUUCAGGAGGGUAUGAACACCCUGGAGGAGUGGGAUUUUGAGAAAUACUCGGAAAGUGCUGCCAAAAAGGCUCUAAACCACAACAUUAAACACGUGAUGAAGGAGGGCGGCCGGGCGGGGAAAGCCCUGAUGAUCAACACCGAUAAGCUCAUCAGCACCGUUCAGAUUCUGGGCGCAGCCGGCGGCGCCGCUAAGGCCGUCAAGGCAGUCAGCGUCACCACAGGCGUCAUGUCUGCCCUCUUCCUCGCCCUGGACAUCUUCUUCCUCGCCAAAGAUUCCCACACACUCCACAAGGGAGCCAAAACCAAGUUCGCCGCCAAAAUCCGGCAGGUGUGCAAAGACCUUCAGGAAGGGCUGCUGGAGCUGAACAAGGUGAAGACGCAGCUGCAGAAGACGAUGGACGGCGUCGAGGUGGAGGAGUACGAGGACAUCGAGGAGGUGGAGGUGGAGGUGGAGGACGAGUUUGAGUCCGAUCCGAAGAAACUGGCAGAGUUGGAGCAGGAGAUAGACUUCCUGGAGGAAAAACUGGGCAAAAAGGAGGAAGAGGUGGAGCCAAAGAAGAGCAAAGAGACGACGGCAUUGGAUAUUUUUAAAAUAAAGAAAGAGAAAAAAGAGGAGAAGAGCAUGAAGGAAAAAGAUGUGGAAGAAAAAAAGGAGGACGAGGAGCCAAAGAAGAGCAAAGAAUCAGUGUUGGACAUGUUUAAAAUAAAGAAAAAGGAAGAGAAGAGUGUGAACGAAAAGGAAAUGGAGGAAGAGGAGAAGGAACCAAAGAAGAGCAAAGAAUCAGCGUUGGACAUGUUUAAAAUAAAGAAAGAGAAAAAGGAAGAGAAUAGUGUGGAGAAAACUGGAGAAAUGGAGGAGAAAAAGGAGGAUGAGGAGCCAAAGAAGAGCAAAGAAUCGGUGUUAGACAUGUUUAAAAUAAAGAAAAAGGAAGAGAAAAGCAUGAAGGAACAUGAAGUGGAGGAAAAGGAGGAAAAGGUGGAGCCGAAGAAGAGCAAAGAGAUGACAGCAUUGGACUUUUUUAAAAUAAAAAAAGAGAAAAAAGAGGAGAAGCGUGUGAAGGAAAACGAUGUGGAAGAUAAAAGGGAGGAUGAGGAACCAAAGAAGAGCAAAGAGUCAGUGUUGGACAUGUUUAAAAUAAAGAAAGAGAAAAAGGAAGAGAAGAGUGUGAAGGAACAAGAAGUGGAGGAAAAAGAUAAAGGCGAGAAAAUGUCUGAAUCCAAAUCUGAGAAGAAGGUAAAUGAAACGAGUGUGAAAGCAGAAAAAGACGUUUUAAAAGAACAAUUUGAGAAAGGAAGCAAGAAAGAGAAAGAACCUGGGAACCAAACGUCGUCUGGAAAGAAACCCGAGGAAAAACCUGAAAAGUCUAAAGAACCGAACAAAACCCCAGAAAUCAAAAUGAAGCCUGAAAAUGAGCAGAAAGAAAGAACGAUCCAACAUGCAGAGGAGGAGAAAUCCCAGAGGAGAACUGAGACGUCAAGGAGACACAGCAGCCGGAGCGAGAAAGACGGAGAAAAACACGAAACGAGAGAAAGGAGGGAGGAGAGGGGAAGUCACCACAGAGACAGAGAGAGCUGGAGGAGGAGAGGAGAGGAGGAGACGGGAAGAAAAGACUCGCAUCGAAGCCACAGAGACGAAGAGUCUCCGAAGGAGAGGAAGACGAGCCACCAUGUUAGGGAGAACGAAGAGCGGAGCGGCAGAGUGGAGAACGCCCGCAGGUUCUUCGAGAGAGCUGCAGGAGACCAGCAUCAAGAGAAGGAGGAGGAGAGGAGGAGAGGAAGUGGCAGGGAGCACAGACACAGCCGGAAGGGAUCAAGGUCCAAAUACGACGGCCUGAACAUCUAAACCAGAGUUUAGAAGAAUUGAUCACACUAAACCAAACUAACGCGGUUAAAUCACAGAAAAGAGGAACAACAGGAUUUUCUGCAAGACUUUCUCUAAAAUGGAGAGAAGUUUCUGCAGAUGUUCAAGAUCCAACAUGGAGAACCUUCAGGUGCCAAGACCCGCCUCUUGGCUCUGAUUGGUUGUUUGAGAAGGCAGAGGAGAUUGAUUUUUUACUGUUUGGUGUCUCGGCAUGGUUUCAACAAAUAUGUAAUAAAUAUUUUUUAUAAAAGUUACGUACUGCAGCUUUAAGGGCGGUAGGCUUUUUGACUGACUUAAACAUUAUGUGUCUACACUGAGAGAAAAAUUACAAAUAAUGUAACUUCUACAAAAUGUAGAAAUACUGACGCUGUUUAACACUCCCUUAAAAUUUUAAAGUUGUUUUAGUUCCUCAGAUAAACAGUUUGUAAGUAAAAAUCAUCACUUUUUAAAUAAUUCAUAAUAUAACAAUGGUUUGAUUUCAGUUUUAAGAAGCAGCAUGGAGUCUGUUGCUGUUUUAUAUCGCUGCUGCUUUUGGGGUAAAACUGCAAAUAUUCAAGUGCUUAUUCGUAAACAAAAUGUUGCUUAUAGUUUCAUCUACUAGUUUUUUUUUAUAUAUAUUAUUUUCACUGUCAGCUGUUUUAUAUUCAGUUGCUAUAAAAACUGACCUGGAGCUUCAACAGGUUGAAAUUUGUGACUCUUACAAACUUUAACCAGACAUCGCUUUUUCAUUUCAAACGGGAUUUCUGCUUUUUUAAAAUGUUUUAUUCUAUUUUUAUAUAUACAUAUAUGUAAAUUUGAUUUUCUGUGAUGCUGGUUACUUAUUGAACAAAUAAAAUAUAUAUAAAAAAAUUGUUGUUAGAUGGGUUUUUUAUGUUUAUGAGCAGUAAAGUAAACGGCCGCUAGGGGGAGACAGAAAGCUUAGAA
This is a messenger RNA of Gambusia affinis (western mosquitofish), 4589 nucleotides long. RefSeq names its product eukaryotic translation initiation factor 3 subunit A-like. The transcript has 18 exons. The coding region runs from base 585 to 3647 and encodes 1020 amino acids. Lineage: Eukaryota; Metazoa; Chordata; Actinopteri; Cyprinodontiformes; Poeciliidae. The record is from RefSeq and is a predicted model, not a curated record. Gene Ontology annotation, cellular component: extracellular region; membrane. Gene Ontology annotation, molecular function: lipid binding. Gene Ontology annotation, biological process: lipoprotein metabolic process; lipid transport.